This is a messenger RNA of Pararge aegeria (speckled wood butterfly), 1770 nucleotides long. Its product is annotated as insulin-like growth factor-binding protein complex acid labile subunit. Gene Ontology annotation, cellular component: extracellular matrix. The transcript has a single exon. The record is from RefSeq and is a predicted model, not a curated record. Lineage: Eukaryota; Metazoa; Arthropoda; Insecta; Lepidoptera; Nymphalidae. Bases 1 to 1770 code for a protein of 589 amino acids. Gene Ontology annotation, molecular function: protein binding.
AUGUUUGGAAUAUCACAGUUACAGGUUUUGUCUCUUUGUUUCAGAUUCACCAAGUUAAUACUCAUACUAUGGGGCAUAUGGACGACAAUAAACAACGGAGCGGCAGCUCUGUGUGCAAGCGAAUGCAUUUGUCGCAACGUUUUCGACAUCGAGAUCGGAAGCACGGUACGUGUCGAAUGUACGCGGGGCGACAUGCGAACUAUACCCGUCGACUAUUUCGACUAUAAUAUAGAUAAGGUCAUCAUAUCUGCACCGGCGAAUCGGCCUAAUUAUCUCACCAUUGGACCUAUUUUCACGCAACCAAUACCAUUCGUUAAUCUACGUGAACUCCACAUCAUCAACUCUAAUGUUCCGUCAAUAGGCCAGUACUCAUUCUGGGGGCUACGAAAUCUGAGACUCAUCAAACUAACGGACAAUAACCUAACCAGUAUCAACACAGAUAACUUCAGAGGUCUUAUUAAUCUUGUAGAACUACAUUUGGAUUACAAUAACAUCGAGCAAAUGCCAAGUGAGACAUUCCGGCAUCUGACUGCCUUAAAGACUCUGAAUCUGUCGCAUAAUCAAAUUUCCACUCUCGUACCACGGCUAUUCCGGAUGUUAGCAAAAUUGACGGUCCUUGAUUUGAGUGACAAUCCAUUAGCGGACCUCAAUCCAGAAGUCUUCAAAGAUAUUCAGCACCUCAGAAUAUUUAAAUGUCGACAGUGUCUAUUGCGAAGAAUCAAUACUCAGAUCUAUCAUUUGGUGCCAAAUUUGGAUGAGCUAGAUCUAGGUGAAAAUCUAUUUAAAUAUUUGACAUCGGACGAGUUCAUCAGUUUGAAAAAACUUAAGAAGCUUCAAUUGGAUGGAAAUCAAUUAUCAGUGAUUGUUGAUAACAUAUUUGGAAAUAAUCGGGAAUUACGAUCGCUAACAGUGGCACACAACCGUCUCGCCCUACUGGCGCCCGCUGCCCUCACUAAUUUAACCACCCUAUUCGAUCUGGACAUUAGCCACAACAAAAUUGAUAGAUUCCACCUGCAAACAUUUGGUCCUGUGGUAUAUACCUUGAAAAGUAUCAACUUUAGUGGCAAUAAUUUACCACUCAACGAAAUUGCAAUUGUUCUGCAAAUAUUACCCGAAAUUCAAUCAGUUGGAUUAGCAAAUAUGUCAUUGCAAGAAUUACCUCCAAAUUUUUUUACAUAUAACGAACAUUUAAUUUCAUUGGAUCUUUCGUGGAAUAUGAUAUCGACAUUUCCUUAUAAACUACUAACCAAAACUAAAUAUCUGCAAAAGCUUGAUUUAUCACGGAAUAGACUUAAAACUCUCGGAGAGCAUGAUUUGCAGAGACUGGAAGCUAUAGCGCACGUAGAUCUAUCAAAAAAUCAUUGGUUGUGCAAUCAAUGUUCUGCAAGUACAAUGAUUAUUUUUAUGGAAACCACUGUGCUGAAUUCGACUAUACGCCGAUUGAAAUGCCACUCACCUUUGAAGCUUUAUGGUGUGAGUUUUGGUGAGCUUAGAUUAGAGCAUUUGGAUCAAUGUGGUUCUCCGUAUGAAGCGCAGUUGAGCGUAAUAGCAGGAUUAAUGCUCCUGUGCGUAGCUGUUCUGGCUACUGUUACUACUGCGUUGUGCUGCUCAAGGCGCCGUGCGGCACAUUACUAUACAAACGAAGAGAAACGAAGAGAGAAGACAAGAGAACACGAGCAUGAUCAUCCAGAGGAGCUACUCGGCCAAACGGAGUUAGGCAGCGUUGCCACUAUUCACGCGCCUUACCAUUUGACGACGAAGGGCAGCUAA